Messenger RNA from Exophiala spinifera, 2148 nucleotides. RefSeq lists its product as uncharacterized. Gene Ontology annotation, molecular function: ATP-dependent protein folding chaperone; ATP binding. Lineage: Eukaryota; Fungi; Ascomycota; Eurotiomycetes; Chaetothyriales; Herpotrichiellaceae. The transcript is spliced from 9 exons. The record is from RefSeq and is a predicted model, not a curated record. The coding region runs from base 1 to 2148 and encodes 715 amino acids.
AUGGAUUUGCCGUUACGCCCAAAAGAUCCAUUUCAAAGGGAUCCAACUGGCGAAGUCAGGAUCAUUCUUGGACUGGACUGGGGAACAGCCUUCACCUCUGGGGUCGCAUCUUGCACAACCCACAGCCUUGCCUUUCUUAAACGACUGGAGAUCAGACCUUUUCGGAGAUACAGUUCCGCUUCAGGAGAUUCGAAGAACCGCUCGGAGACUGAGAUACCUACCUGCAUCCGGUAUGGGGAGAACGACGUCAGUAUAGGGAUCGAAGCAGAACAGCACGAAGAAAACGGGGACUGGUACUCUGGUGCAUCUAUGGUACGACGGCUGAAGAUCUUCUUGGACGAUCGACCUGAGUUUGAGCAACAGCGGAAGAAAUUCCUCAGAACACUACCUGCUGGAAAGUCAGUGGACGAUGUGGUCACGGAUUUUUUCCGGAUUUUGCUAAGGGACUGGAAACGCGAAUUAGUGACGCUGGGGUGUCCCGAUCGCGCUAUCUGGGAUCUUAGCUGUUGUAUCCCCGCUGCCUGGCUAACUCAAAAACCUCUUCACCGUCUGUCUGAUGCGAUUCUGAAAGGUGCACGGGAAUGCGACAUUACAAUUGAGGAACACAUACGGUUUGUUCCUGAACCGGUUGCAGCAGCAGCGUAUCUCAGGCUAGAUGACAUGAACUUCGAGAAGCAAAUGACGGCUGACAUGGUCGUUGCCGUAUGUGACUGCGGAGGCGGAACCACAGAUGUCACCGUGUGUCGCGUGGAGAGCUUAUCGGAGGGAGUGUUGCAAGAAAUAACUCCAACCAAGGGGACGCCAUAUGGCUCGGAGAAUUUGGAUGAAGCUUUUGAAGAGCAAGUCAGAGCCAGGCUGUCAAGUCUACCAGAGGUCGACAGAACUACAGUAGUAUCCGGCUUACCAUUUCUCUUGAAUUGGUUCAACAAACGCACGAAAGCCAGAUUUACUGGAGAGGAAGACUAUUUCCGCCUCCAGCUUGUCAACCUUCCAAAUGAUCCCAGCAAGGAUUUCGAAGAACAUUUUCUUCGAAUGCGGAAACACCACCUGCUCGAAAUCUUCGACAAGGUACUCGAAAGGAUAUGGUGGCUUCUGGAAUACCAGAUUAAGUGCGCUUUAUCUCAAGUGGGAAGUGUAGAGGCCGUAAUCCUGACAGGCGGAUUCUCCGCAAACAAAUACCUCAGAAAAUACCUUGCGGACAAACUACACUCUCUUUCGGCUCAGCUCGCCCUGACAAAAAUAGAGCUAUACCCUUAUUCAAUCCAUGACUAUGCUUUUGCCAAAGGAGCUUUGUAUUGUUCUCGGAGGGACAAGUCUAUAGUUCGGCGCGUAAAUAGGUGUAGUGUUGGUCUUCUUCAAUAUGAAGUUUGGAACCGAAAUUUGCCAGGCCAUCCACAAGAGCCGCCGGAACCAGAUCCUGUGACUGGUGAGUUGUUGGUGGAGAAUUGUAUAAAGCUCCUCUGGAAAAAGGGUGAGAACGAAGCCGAUCCUGAACCUUGCAGGUUGUUCAGAAGCUUCAAUAUUGAAGAGAACAUCGUUGGCAUCUCUGUCGAUCUAUGGACCUUCAAGGAAAUUACGAUGGAUAACUAUACGAUCGAUCAUGAACGCAAUGAAGACCGCCAACUUUGGCAGUCGAUCGAAUUCAAAGUCGACGUGUCUCCAUUCAAGCACACUCUCAACGUCUAUGACACAGAACACCCCGAGCCAAAUUCUACCUUGGGUCGUAAGCCUCGAAAAGUUAGAUCUGGAAGAAAAGAGGGUGGGGACAUCCAAACGCCGCCUGGACGGAUCCGGAGAAGUACAAGAAGAGCCAAUCAAACAGACAAAGGUGUAGAAUAUGCCCAGCGAAUGACGGCAAACAGGUGCAAAUCAAAAACGUCUCAAGAAAAGACAAACUCACAAAAUGUCACGCCGAAAGGACUAGCUUGUACCGAACCCGAUCCGCACGUGGAAAACAGUGCGGCGAUGGAAGAUGCUGGAGAUAAGAAUCGUCGCCAAUGGCACACUGUCGAGUUUGUGUUUCGCAUAAAGAGGGAUGGUGAAUUGGGUCGCUGGACCGUCGAAUGCACCGACGCACCACCUGAUCAACGCGCCAAGCGUGAAGGCACUGCGAGAAUGACCUGGGUGCAUGAAGCCGGAUCAUAUUGA